AUGGUGCGUGCAGCAGUUGCGCCGAAGGACACGCAUGUGCCCUCGCUCACGUUCCGGUCGACUUUGAUUGGACUGACACUAGCAACGGUCCUUAGUUUUGUCAACCAGCUGCUGUGGUUCAAGACGACGCCCAUUAUCAUUGGCGGGUUCUUCGUGCAGAUUAUCUCGUUCCCGAUGGGCUACAUUCUAUCGCGGAUACUGCCAACACGGGAGUUCACCACGUUCGGCUACACGUGGACGCUCAACCCAGGCCCGUUCAGCAUCAAGGAGCAUGCCAUCAUAUCUAUUUUCACUGCGUCGGCAUCCAAUGCUGCUUACGCGAUUGACAUUGUGGUGGUCGAGAACGUGUGGUAUAACCGGGGGAUGGGUUUUACGCCGGCGAUUCUAAUCACCCUGUCAUCGAUGAUGCUAGGCUACAGCUACGCCGGCCUGCUGCGAGAGUUGCUCGUGUAUCCGGCAGCCAUGAUCUGGCCGGUGUCAUUGGUCAGUGUGACGCUGUUCCGGUCAUUCCACGAAAAAACGCCAUACCUCUACCACACCUCGCGCACAAAGAUCUUCUGGAUCGUGUUUGCGUGUGCAUUUGUGUACCAGUUCUUUCCCGGAUUCAUCAUGCCAGUGCUGACGUUUGUUCCGGUACUAUGCUUGGCAGCGCCCAACAAUGUGAUCGCACAUCAGGUCGGCGACUCGUUCCACGGGCUGGGCGUGCUCAACUUUACCUUUGACUGGACCUCGAUAUCGACCAUCUUUGGCUCCCCGAUUGCCAUUCCAUGGUACCUUGGCUGCAAUAUGUUUGCAGCCUUUGUCCUGACCAUGUGGAUCGUUACGCCUGCGGCAUACUACAACAAUGUGUGGGGAUCUGGCAACCUGCCGAUCUACUCGAGCAGCAUCUUUCGGGCCAACGGUUCGCUCUACAAUACCUCAGAGGUUAUGGACGCUGAUGGCGCCUUUGGAUCCGAAAAAGCUCUGAAUCACAGCAAGGAUAUCUACAACCGCCUUCGGCAUUUGAAUGUGGGCGACGACGAUGUGCAUGCACGGCUGAUGCGAAGGUACCCAGAGGUUCCCCGGUGGUGGUAUGCGAUCACACUGAUCACAAUGCUUGCGUUGGGCAUCACUGCAUGCGAGGUAUAUGACAUGCUUCCCUGGUACUACAUGCUGCUCGCCAUUGCCAUGUCAAUCACCUUCCUUGUGCCUGUGGGCAUUGUCCAGGCAUUGAGCAACCAGCAGCCGGGCUUGAAUGUCAUUACAGAGCUGGUGAUCGGAUUCGCUCUCCCCGGCAAUCCACUGGCCAACGUGACAUUCAAGCUGUUCGGCUACAUCAGCGUUACCCAGGCGCUGGGGCUGGUUGCCGACCAGAAAAUCGGCCACUACAUGAAGAUUCCGCCCCGACACGUAUUCAUCGCACAGCUCUCUGGCACCAUUGUCACGGCCUUUGUGCAGUGCGGCACGGCAAUUUGGAUCAUGGGCUCAGUCAAGGACAUUUGCAUGACCAAUGCCGCGUGGAUGUGCAAUAACGCGCGGUUGUUUUACGCUGCAUCGAUUAUCUGGGGCCUGGUCGGCCCGCAGCGGCUGUUUGGCAGCGAGUCCGACUACCACCCGUUGAUCUACUUGUUCAUUAUCGGCGCACUGCUGCCCAUACCGGUGUGGUAUUUGCAGCAGCGGUACCCGAACAGCUUCUGGCGGUGGGUGAACCUGCCGGUGUUUUUCGCAGGCCUGAAUGCCACGCCGCCGGCGGCCAGCGCGUCAGUCGUCGCGUGGUUCCUUGUCUGCUUUGUAUUCCAGUUCAUCAUCCAUAGGUACCGGUACGGAUUCUGGCAGAGGUAUGCAUUCGCUAUCUCGGCAGCCCUGGACUCGAGCGCGGCAUUCGCCACCGUGGUGAUCUACCUGGCGUUCACUUUGUCCAAUAUCUCAAUGCCUGACUACUGGGGCUCAAAGACAAACCUUUGCCCACUGGCGAACUGGCGGCGGCGGCUACAAAAACUACCAGGACUUCCACCAGCCGUCCACAUGUAUUAUCGGUUUCUUAUCGUCAAUAAAACGUUUAGCAAAUAUCCACCAGCUGUAUAUAUCAAAGUACAAGGAGGGCAUAUCAAGCCUGCUGCUCGCAAGCCAUCUUGCCAUCGCUCUCACAUUGCUCCCGAGUUCAGGAUAGUGUAG
Messenger RNA from Linderina pennispora, 2154 nucleotides. Its product is annotated as OPT superfamily oligopeptide transporter. The coding region runs from base 1 to 2154 and encodes 717 amino acids. Gene Ontology annotation, molecular function: oligopeptide transmembrane transporter activity. Lineage: Eukaryota; Fungi; Kickxellomycota; Kickxellomycetes; Kickxellales; Kickxellaceae. Gene Ontology annotation, biological process: transmembrane transport. The record is from RefSeq and is a predicted model, not a curated record. The transcript has 3 exons.